CCCAAGUCAAUGUUGCGGUUGUUUCCGCAGAACGGUUCAUCAUGUUUUUCUCGAUGUACGUGAUUCCGUUUUGGAUGGUUGCCUGGGCUGGUGGCGAACAUGUGCCGAAGGGAUGUCCUGAGGCAUUGGAAUUGGAACAGAUCUGGUGUUUUGUACACGAAGAUGCCCAAUUUUUGGUUCAUUCGUAUGGCCACUUGAAACCCAACAUAUCAGGGAAUUGGCCAGCUUGGUGUGCAGAUGGUCUCCCGUGGUGUGUGGUUUUUUUGCUUGGCGCUUCCUUAUGUUAUGUUUCAGUGAGGGCGCUGAUGCAGUUGAGGUCUUGCGAUCCCAUGUCGUGCGAAUACGGACUGGUGUCGCAACUCGAAGAUGGUUCUGGCAUAAGUGUGGGAGAAAUCAGCACCAAGCUCGAGAUCGUAUGUUUUGCUGUUUUCAUGAUUGUUGACCUUUGCUUAGACAACUUCACAGGCAUUCGAUAUUGCAUCAAAGGUUUCUGGGCCUUUGGACCCCUUACCCUUAUGAUUCCUAUGUUUUCUGGCAUUUUAUGCUUCACUUAUAAGCGCUGGACUUGGACUUUGGCAGAUCCUGCGCAUCAGAUUGAUGGCAAAUACAGUGGGUAUCGGAAAGCUGGCUUAGAUGCGAAGGGCGAAAAAAAACCAGGUUUGAAAACUCUUCUCCUGCAGGUGGUGCAGUUGGACCCUUUGAUGACAGCAUGGCGUGCUUAUCAUGACCCUGACUUGUGUGAACGUGAGUGGAUGGUGGAACGAGCCUUCAGUGGCGUGGUCGAGGGGUUUCCGUCAGCUGUUCUUCAACUCUACGCUCUGCUUUGCAUUGAGCAGUCUGGCGAUCUAGAUGUUUGGGAUAUGGUGAAUGUGGCCUCCGUCCUCACAUCCAUUGUGUCUUCCUCAAAUGCCAUGGGCCUCAUAUCCUUCAAGCUCCUCCCUGACAAGAAAGUGGAGCCCCUCUCUGAAGACUUUGGUCAAGUACAACUUCGAAUUUUGCAGACGUUGGACAUGUUCGCACGAGUCGUUUCCUUGGUAGCAUUUGGGGUUGCACUUCGUCCCUUUGGCGCCAAAAUGACACAGAACAGGCAAUGGUACUUGAGCGCCUUAUUGAUUGGAGAGCUCGUGCUGAUGUAUUUCUUUGUGCGAGACGCCCAACUCACUAAGUUUCGGAACAAUCGAAGUGACAGCGUUUUGCUUUCGUGCGUGCUAAGCUUUUUGUCAGUGCCACUGCUUGUGUUCCCCGAGGGCGCCAGUUUCACGUGGCCAAGUAUGCUCUCAUUGCAAGGGCGCACGCUGUGUUGGAGGACGGUAGAAGUUCUGAUCACAUGCUGCAUUGUAUGGUACAGGGUGCACAUAUACCCCGCGGAGCCCCAUAGGAUUUUGAUUUAUCUGACCUUAGGCUCCGCGAUUGCAUUCGCAGCGGUGUUUCUAACGGUCCUCAGAGACAUCAUGUGUCGAAGCUGGUUUGGACGCCCCUUGCUUCCUGCGCGUGGCGCGGAACACUUUCAGGAAGCACACUGGGCCGCAGCACUGAACAACCCAUUGUUGCUAAGAAAAGUGCCAGAGCAGCUGAGAAGCGCAGGCAAUAACGGACUGCGGCCAGCACACCUUGCCGCAUUCUUCGGCCAUUUAGACGCUCUCCAGGUGCUGUCCGAAUUGGCUCCCCACACACUGCGCUCAACAGACGACAAAGGCCAGACACCUGUCCAUGCUGCAGCUUACGGUGGACAAGCUGCAGUCUUGCAAGCUUUGGGCCAGACAGCUGGGGACACCUUUCAUAUUGCAGAUGCCGAGGGAAAUGUGCCCGCGCACUUCGCGGCUUUAAAUGGAGACCCAGCAACUUUGCAUGUUGUGCUGCAUUUUGCAAGGGGGACUUUGCUUCUAGGACGGCCGAGUGAUGGACUAAUGCCAGUGCACUUGGCAGCUUACGAGGGCAACAUGGAUGCUUUGAAUUUCUUCUUUCAUAAAGUGUCAUCUGAAAGCUUUCAAGCGCAGGCAUCAAGUGGCUUGACUCCUGCACACUUGGCAGCCAUGUGUGGACACGAGAAAGCAUUGGAGAUGCUUGGCGAGUUAGACAAGCGGUCGCUUAGUCUGCCUGAGCAGGGUGGCGAGUUGCCUUCACAUUUUGUACCUAGAGGCGGGGGAGCAUCAGGUGCAUUACAGAUACUGAGCAAGCACGCCCAUUCGACGCUCAGCGCUCAAUCCGCAAAUGGCCGCACACCUGCACAUUUGGCAGCGACAAAUGGCCAUUCCAACCUCUUGCACACUUUACAUGAAUUGGUCCCAGACACACUGUCUUGCAUAGACACAGAGGCCAGAGGGUGGGUGCCAGCACAUCAGGCUGCUGAAUUUGGCCACGAAGGAGCUCUCCAGACCUUACACAACUUAGUGCCACAGACACUGUCCACGCCAAACACCAAGGGCCAGAUGCCUGCACAUGAGGCAGCUGCAAAUGGUUACGAACAAGCUGUGAGUCUGUUGCAGCAGCUGGUUCCUGAGACACUUAGUGUUGAAGACAAAGAUGGCAUUACCCCUGCUUAUGUUGCUGCUUGUGGCGGCCAUUGCGGAGUCCUAAAGGUGCUGCACAGACAUGCAGCCACCACGUUUGCCAAGCAAACUCAUGAUGGGAAGGUGCCAGUGCAUGGUGCCGCCAUGCAGGGCCGUGACGAUGCCGUGAAACUGCUGCACCGUUUCGUUCCUGACACGCUCAGCUGGAAAGAUCAGGAUGGAGCAGUGCCGGCGCAUUUGGCGGCCGCCCAUGGGCAUGAGAAGACCCUGGAGACCUUGCACCAGUUGGUACCAGAAACACUGAGCUCAGUGGACGAAAAAGGUCAGGUGCCUGCACACAAGGCAGCUUCGAAUGGCCACCGGGAUGCUUUGAAUGUGUUGCGUCGUUUGGUCCCUAAGACUUUGAGCCUAAAAGACCUGGAGAACCAAAGCGCCGAAGAGUUGCUAGCUUGUCACCAGCUGAAGGAGGCCGAGGCAUUUUUGGGGCAGGAGAGGGCUGUCCAUCUCUUGCGCCCUCAGAUGGAUGCGGUGGAUUUCGAUCGGCCAACCUGCUUGGGAUUGAGAUGUUUGGGCGGGAGGUCAAGCCGAACAGUGUCACGGCGGUAGCGGCUUCCGUGCUGGAGAACUACUUCACACCAGGAAGUGUGACACUUGCAAGGUCAAUGAAAUCACCCAUGAUCACAAUUCUACUUCUUCAAUUCUGAAUUCUGAAUGCCUUCAAGUCUGAAUGAUUCUGAAUGUAAUUCAUGCACAGCCACAGGCGAAUGUGCCUACAAGCCCCAUGCAUAGUUCCUUA
This is a messenger RNA of Durusdinium trenchii, 3306 nucleotides long. The record is from the annotation of a GenBank genome assembly. NCBI's taxonomy places the organism in Eukaryota, Dinophyceae, Suessiales, Symbiodiniaceae.